Argentina anserina (silverweed cinquefoil) is the source of this 1961-nucleotide messenger RNA. RefSeq names its product aspartic proteinase 36. Bases 296 to 1777 code for a protein of 493 amino acids. Gene Ontology annotation, molecular function: aspartic-type endopeptidase activity. Gene Ontology annotation, biological process: proteolysis. The record is from RefSeq and is a predicted model, not a curated record. The transcript is spliced from 10 exons. NCBI's taxonomy places the organism in Eukaryota, Viridiplantae, Streptophyta, Magnoliopsida, Rosales, Rosaceae.
UUUCAAGAAACAAGAGAAGUCGGUAACGUAAUCCAUUCCCCCAUUUUUGUAAAACUUCUGUCUCUCUCUCUCUCUGAAACACUCUUUCUCUCUUCUGUUGAUUCCAACCACACUCACCCCUCAAUCUCUGUCUUCAAAUGCUUUGUGUUUCUUGCAACCCAAAACUCAGUUCAGACCAAAAGCUGUCGGCAUUUGAUUUGAACCAAACUCAAAACAAAGCUUUCAACUUUGGUCUUGUUGCUGUUGUUGUCUCUAAAUUAUAAAUCUUUGUAUUUUUCUGGGUGUGGGGAAAGAAAUGGGCUUUCCGGCUGGAAUUGUGAUCGCCGGAGCAAUUCUGAUGUCGGCAGCGGCGGUGCUGUGUGUUAGCUUCCCGUCGACACUUGUGCUGGAGAGGGCUUUUCCGGCUGACCACCGAGUUCCGCUGAGCCAACUCAGAGCUCGUGACCGAGUCAGGCAUGGCCGAAUGCUGCAGACUUCAAGCGGCAUCGCUAGUUUCCCGGUUGAGGGGACCUUCGAUCCGUUCCGAGUUGGGCUUUAUUAUACAAAACUGCAAUUGGGAUCUCCUCCAAGGGACUAUUAUGUGCAAAUUGAUACCGGAAGUGAUGUUCUAUGGGUCAGUUGUGGUUCCUGCAAUGGUUGUCCCGGAACAAGUGGACUCCCGAUUGAGCUCAAUUCGUUUGAUCCCAGAAGGUCGUCAACGUCACAGUUCAUUUCUUGUACGGAUAAACGAUGCAGUCUCGGGGUUCAGUCCUCCGAUUCUGGUUGUUCCACUCAGAAUAACCAGUGUUCGUACACAUUUCAGUAUGGAGAUGGCAGUGGGACAUCAGGCUAUUAUGUAUCGGACUUGUUGCACCUUCAGACCAUUCUCGAGGGUACUAUGACCCAAAAUUCUUCAGCUUCCAUCGUCUUUGGGUGUAGCACCAUGCAGACUGGAGACUUGACAAAGUCUGAUAGAGCAGUUGAUGGGAUCUUUGGGUUUGGCCAACAGGGUAUGUCUGUCAUCUCUCAAUUAGCUUCACAAGGAGUUGCACCAAAUGUCUUCUCCCAUUGCUUGAGAGGAGAUACUAGUGGUGGAGGUAUAUUAGUUAUUGGCGAGAUUGUGGAACCAAAUAUAGUCUACAGCCCACUUGUUCCAUCACAGCCUCAUUAUAAUUUAAAUCUUCAAAGCAUUUCUGUCAAUGGACAAGCGCUGCCUGUUGAUCCAACAGUUUUUGCCACAUCAAGCAACCGAGGAACAAUAGUUGAUUCUGGUACAACUUUGGCUUACCUUGCAGCAGAAGCUUAUGAUCCUUUUAUUAAUGCUAUCACUACCACUGUUUCACAAUCUGUGCGCCUUGAUACUUCAAACGGAAACCAGUGUUAUUUAGUCACCUCCAGCAUCAAUGAUAUAUUUCCCCAAGUGGCUUUAAACUUUGCUGGUGGUGCAUCUAUGAUUCUGAGACCUCAAGACUACCUUAUACAGCAGAGUUUUGUUGAUGGUACUCCAAGGUGGUGCAUUGGCUUCCAAAAAAUUCAAGGUUCAGGAAUCACGAUUUUAGGGGACCUUGUCCUAAAAGACAGAAUCUUUGUUUAUGAUUUGGGUGGUCAACGAAUUGGCUGGGCGAACUAUGACUGUUCAUUGUCUGUUAAUGUCUCUGCAACUAGUAGAACUGGCAAAAGUGAGUAUGUUAAUGCAGGACAACUAAGCGACAGUACAUCUCUACAAAAUAGUGCUCACCAGCUUAUACCAGUUUUGCUGAUCUUAUUAUACAUGCUAGGAAACUUCUUGUUUUUAUAGUAUUUCGUUCAAAACAUCAGCGGGGCUACCAUUCUUUUUCCUCGUUAUGUAUAUCUUGUUCUCUUGCUGAUUUGUAUUUGUAGAUACCAGCAAGACCAAGUGCUAUAGCUUUCAUAACCCCUUUUUGUUUGCUCAGUGUGUAAUAGGUUUUGUGGCUUUUAUUGUCAAAAGUUCUUUUUACCCC